CCUCUCCUGGGUGUCCUAGUCCAAGACAUUAGCCUCCCAUCUGCCUGCACUGCCUAGCUCUCAGCUCUCUCCAGUUCCUCACCAUGAAGAUCCAGUUUGCCCCUACUGACCUGCCCCUAACCAGGAGACUGCAGAUGGCCUCAGUGCUGCAGUGGGUCUUCUCUUUUCUGGGCCUCGCUCCAUGCUGCAUCAUGAUGUUCUUUGUGUUGAUGUUCACGCGGUUCUGGCUGAUCAGCGUGCUGUAUGCCAUUUGGUUUUUCCUCGACUGGGAAACGCCGUCUAAGGGGGGCCGCAGGUUCCACUUCCUGUGCCACCUACGUGUCUGGGACUACAUGAGGGACUACUUCCCUGUCAAGCUGGUGAAGACAGCAGACUUGGACCCCGGGAAGAACUACAUCCUUGGUUUCCAUCCCCAUGGGGUGCUGGUGGCUGGAGCCUUCAUUAACUUCUGUACGUACGCUACAGGCUUCAGGAAACUGUUCCCUGGCCUUGACAGCUUCCUGCUGAUGCUGCCUCUCUGGUUCAGAGCCCCCUUCUUCAGAGACUACAUCAUGAUGGCAGGUCUGAUUCCCUCGGACAAGGAGAGUGCCAGCUAUCUGUUACGUCGACAGGGAGGUGGGAAUGCCGUUGUCAUAGCAGUGGGAGGAGCCCCCGAGGCCCUGGACGCACGCCCUGGCGCUUUCACCAUUCUCUUGGCCAAUAAGAAAGGUUUCGUCAAACUGGCAAUGGAACAUGGUGCUCAUCUGGUGCCAGUCUUCUCCUUUGGAGAGAACGAGCUGUUUGACCAGGUGGAGAACCCUCGAGGCACCUGGCUCCGCUGGAUUCAGGACAAGCUGCAGAGCAUCAUGGGUAUCUCUCUGCCCCUCUUCCAUGCGCGGGGCGUCUUCCAGUACAGCUUUGGUAUCAUGCCCUACAGGAAGCCCAUCAACACUGUGGUGGGACAGCCGAUCAGAGUGGAGAAGAAUGAGAAGCCCACAGUGGAGGAGCUGGACACCCUCCAUCAGCUCUACACAGAAGAACUCAGCCAGCUGUUUGAGGAGCACAAGGGCAAGUACGGAGUGCCAGAGGACCAACACCUCAGCUUCGUCUGAGCAGGGAGAGAGAGAGAGAGAGAGAGAGAGAGAGAGGUGUUGAGAGAGAGAGAGAGAGAGAGAGAGAGAGAGAGGUGUUGAGAGAGAGAGAGAGAGAGAGCACUUUUGGAGUUGCACCACAAAAUCCUCUCACUUGACUUUCCUCAAACAUAAAAACCUUUAAUGCCAUAACCAACUAAAGGACCAAACUACAGAAGACAAGCAACACGAUGAAUUGAUAUGAACAUUCUUAGCCAAGAUAUGGACAAAUCUUUCCCUUCAUGCAAACCACUGUAUUGAGUAUGUGCCUAUCCCACACGUAUUUACUUAUUUCCCAUCUUCAGAAAAAUGUAAUCUACUGGACUGUACUGUGCUCUAUUUGUUCUUGUUUGGUGGCUGAGCUCAUUAGAAUAAUAGCCAGUGUGUAGAAUAAUACC
Coregonus clupeaformis (lake whitefish) is the source of this 1507-nucleotide messenger RNA. Its product is annotated as 2-acylglycerol O-acyltransferase 2-A. NCBI's taxonomy places the organism in Eukaryota, Metazoa, Chordata, Actinopteri, Salmoniformes, Salmonidae. Gene Ontology annotation, cellular component: endoplasmic reticulum membrane. The transcript has 6 exons. Gene Ontology annotation, molecular function: 2-acylglycerol O-acyltransferase activity; diacylglycerol O-acyltransferase activity. The record is from RefSeq and is a predicted model, not a curated record. Bases 84 to 1091 code for a protein of 335 amino acids. Gene Ontology annotation, biological process: triglyceride biosynthetic process; diacylglycerol biosynthetic process.